CGCACGCCAGCCCACCCAGGCAGAAAUUAGAUUUGGACCACGCGGAGAACUCGCAAGACUAAAACAUGUCGGUCGUGAGCGCGCUGCCUUUUCUGAAGCCCGCGCACGCUCCGGUUUCCCCCGGCCGACAGCGUCGUCACACACUCCCCGCCAGCGAGUUCCGCUCUCUUAACACGGAGGAUGCUGUGAGCGUGUUUGAGCUCGAGAGAGAAGCCUUCAUGUCCGUGUCUGGAGAAUGUCCCCUUUAUCCUGACGAGGUUCGGCACUUCCUCACGCUCUGCCCCGAACUCUCCAUGGGAUGGUUUGUGGAAGGGACCUUGGUUGCGUUCAUCAUUGGGUCACUUUGGGACCAAGACCGUCUGACCACGGUGAGUUGUGACGAUGAGCUAACUGACGCUUCAGUUUACGGAGAUGUUAUUUUUUGUAGCAUAGAAAUGAAUAACUGUCACGAUACGUUAUCGUUACAGGAUGCCCUCACCCUCCACCGGCCGCGCGGCACCACGGUUCACGUCCACGCGCUGGCUGUCCGCCGCACGUUUCGCCAGCAAGGCAAAGGUUCCACGCUGAUGUGGCGCUACCUGCAGUACCUGCGCUGCCUGCCGCACGUGCGCCGGGCCGUCCUCAUGUGCGAGCCCCUUUUGGUUCCCUUCUACCAGAAGUCCGGAUUCGUGGUGCAGGGGCCGUCCGAGAUCACCGUGGGGCCCCUCACCUUCGUGGAGAUGCAGUGUCCCGUGCGCGGGCACGCUUUCAUGCGGCGCAACAGUGGCUGCUGAAGCGGAUUUAUUCGCACGUGGCAAAGCGGUCGAAGGCAGAGUGGGGAAUCCGGGACGUUUCUUCCCCCCUUCUGCUUUCGGGUUUCUCUGCCCUUGCGUGUGAUGGCUGUGGUCCGUGCUGUAAAUGUAACAGAGACUUGAUCUUCAGUAUAAUCUUUCUACACUUUACAGCUGGACUCCUUAGGACCCAGUUAAAUGGGGUAUUAGCCGUGUCACGCCAAAUUUUAGUUGCUGCCAACAGCUUACAGAUUUAAAAAAAAGAAAAAAAAAAGAAAUCGGGGUAGAAUUUAUUUAUUGUAUUUUGUACGUUGGAAAAAAUACUUAUUGAUCUAGCGUGAUUACUGUAGUUUAUUUUUUAACUUUCAUGUAUGUUUUAUGAUGUAAGGAAAGAGGCUAAUUUGCUUGGUGUGAUGCAGCAGGACAUGCACUCAAUGCUAUUCUAUCCCUCAGCUAACCUAGAAUGUACAACCAAAUGUAGACCAUGGUUUUAAACGCUGGCUUGGUUAUUUAAAGGCCGUGUUGUUUUUACUAAUUGUCUUGUCUUUUGGUUAACUGAUGUUUUUUUUUUUGUUUUGUUUUUUUGGAUUGAAGCUAGAGGUGUUUAGAUUUGCCUGUUUUUUGGAAGCAUUCAAAUAGCUGUUACAGCGGUCUUUUAUGACCAAGCCCCGGAUAUUACAUCACAGCAAAUGAUUCAUGCAUAAUGAACAAUUUAGCAAAUCAAAAUCAUUGUGGGAAAAAGUAUUACAAAAUGUUCCUUUCCUUUACUCUGAGUGCAGUGGGAAUUUGACAGUAUUAAAAUUUCCACAUUUUUCCAAAUGAGGAGUCAAAAUGGAAAUUAAUUGGCCCACUUGGAUACACGGAUAUUUUGUUGUUCCAUUCCAUUUGUCUGUUAACAGGAUGGUUCAAGCAAAAUGUGUUACUAUUUAGGUGAAGGUAUCUGAUCCAGGAUCAGUUUUCCUAAGAUAAGAGUCUCCCUCUCCUCUGCACAUCAGACCCAACUGUUAGUCUAUGAGACAUCACAGUCUGUAAAGAGUCAUGGACUUAUUUAUCUGCAUUAGCAAGAAUCCUUUAGGUCACAUUUGAAGAGCUGUGUCGUCACGUUUCCUUGAGAUCCCUGAGUGACCAAGGAGACAGAGCAGAGAAUCCGGCUUUCCCAAACAGACAUGGGGUGGAGUCUUGAAUCAAGACAUCUUUGGUUUUGUACAUUUUGUA
Messenger RNA from Electrophorus electricus (electric eel), 1985 nucleotides. RefSeq names its product arylalkylamine N-acetyltransferase 1 (gene aanat1). Lineage: Eukaryota; Metazoa; Chordata; Actinopteri; Gymnotiformes; Gymnotidae. Gene Ontology annotation, biological process: circadian rhythm; response to light stimulus. Gene Ontology annotation, cellular component: cytoplasm. The record is from RefSeq and is a predicted model, not a curated record. Gene Ontology annotation, molecular function: aralkylamine N-acetyltransferase activity.